Ipomoea triloba (trilobed morning glory) is the source of this 2747-nucleotide messenger RNA. RefSeq lists its product as uncharacterized. The record is from RefSeq and is a predicted model, not a curated record. The coding region runs from base 52 to 2562 and encodes 836 amino acids. Lineage: Eukaryota; Viridiplantae; Streptophyta; Magnoliopsida; Solanales; Convolvulaceae. The transcript has 7 exons.
UCUUUUCAAGUGGAAGUCGCCUCCUCCUCCUCUUCAACGUUUGGAUGCGUGAUGAGAAAUCACAGCCGGCGCGACCGUUGCAGUUCCGGCGGGUCCAAUUCUUUCCCGGAUAAUCUCAAGGAUUUGGUGCAUUCUUGUAUUUCCGUCGAGCCCAGAAAGUCCAACGCCGCCGAAGAUUCCGACGAAAAUCAUGUUAACCCGACUGUGGACCUCACGGAUUUGUGGGUUCAUAAACCGCAGUAUCAUACCGGGAAUAACAAUAAUAAUAAUAAUGGUGCGGAAGAGAAUUCGAAGAGCCCGAAGAAGAGCUCCGGGAGCGGCAAAAGUGGUUCUGAGAAUUGGGAGAGAGCUCGGAAGAAAGUUUUGUCGGGGAGAAAGGAAGACGAGGACGGGUUGGAGGCUCCGAGGGUGGUGUCUUCAAUCGUGAAAAGAUGGAAAGAUUUCGAGGCGGAGAAGAAAACCCCGCAGCCCGCUAAUAGCUCCUCUACUUGCUCCACCAGGACGAACUCGGCGACGACGUUGAUACCGGAGAGCGUGGAGAUCCUGCCGGCGCCGGCGAGCUCCGUGGCCUGCGACGAAUCUUCGGACGGGACCGACACGCCCACCAACGACGACUCCUCGUGCGUGGACUGGGAAUCGGACAGGCGGGUGAUGAGCGCGCCGCCGUCGAUCCGCGGGAGAGAUUCCGAUGCGACGGAGAGCGAGAGGGUGAGGGUAAUAGAUAUUAUCAAGAAACUGACAUCUAGCGGCGGCGAGGAGAGCCACGACCGCGAGCACAGCGCCAGCGCCGCCGCAUUGAGUGAAUCAGUGCCGCCGCUCCCCCGGGUUAAAACUUCAGCGGCGGAGCAUGGCUGUUUCUGCCCUCUCGUCCCCUCGCCCCGCAAGAUCAGAGGCCGACGGGCCUUCAACGACUUGCUUAUGCAAAUGGAGCGAGAAAGAGUGAGAGAGCUCGAAGGUCUUUCAGGGCGUAAAGCCGUUUCCAAAUUCCAGCAAAAAGGCCGCAUUCAGGCUAUGUUGAAGCUUAAGCUUCUAAGACGCGAGACGGAAGUGAAAGAUUCAGCACCCACUAAUUGCAUGUCGCCUCAAUCAAUCAAAUUAACUCAAUCUUCUAUAAUGCAUCUCAGGGAGAAAUUCAAAACAGACUCAAAACCAACCUGCAGCUCCAAAGAAGCUGCUGCUGCUUCUGACAGCCACAGCCCAGAAACAUGCAGACCUGGAAUUCCCACUUGCAAGCGCAAAAAAGACACAAAGGAGAAGGAGAAGAAGGAGAAAAAGGAGAAUGGCUCAACAACAUCAAAGCAGCUUCAAGAAGAGAAUCAUCAUCCUCGUCGUGAAGCCGCAACUGAGCUGCAAUCAAGUCAAUGCAAAGACAUUAUCAAAUCUGAUAAUCAAAUUAAAGUUUGCCAAAACUGUCAACAAACUGACUCCAAUGUUAGUCCCAAUCAAAUUUCAAAGAAACCCAGCAAAACGGAAAGGUUGCAGGUAGUGAUCCCUAAGCUAACAGAGCCUGCAGAAACAACAAAACCUUCCGGCUGCAGCAAAAGUGAAGAAACUGGGAAAGAACAAAGGAAUAGCGUUGAGUGGACGAAUAAUGAUUGGGAAGAAAACGAUUGGGGCUGGAUAAGAGACUUUUCCCAGCACACACACAACGGGUGGGAUCAACUACGCCUCCAUUUCCAGCCUCAUCUUCAUCAACAAGAUUGCCAGAAACGAGUUUGUUGUAAUGAGGAGGCCAGCCAGGAGUGGAUUAAUGAUGUUUCCCGCCCACGCAGCGAAUGGGAAGAUCUCAGGCAAGCAAGAUAUCAAGAGAUGCUUGACCCUUACUUCAAUAAUGACUUACAAGAACUGCUCCAAAGGAAAAGCGUUUCCAAUUUUCUUUUAGGUGGUUUGCGAAACAAAAUAGAUCAACUGAUGAUAUCUCGCUCGCAAAAACAACCACCCACAGAGGAUCAUGAGAUAGAGAAACAAGUGACAGACAGCAAGGGAGAGAAGGUGGCAGAAGAGGGAGUUGAGAGUGGUGGAGGAAAUGGAAGAAAAACUUAUCAAGAAGAGGACGAGUAUGGAGAUGGUAACGAUUCCACCCACACUUGGAGCAAUAAUCAAGAAUGUGACAUGAGGGAUGAGUAUGAUCAAAUGCCAUCAACCACUUUACCUCAAUUCCAACCAUCCACCUUUUUUACCCAAGAAAAUGAAAUGAAACUCAUACAUGGACUAAUGGGGCAUAUGGAGCAACUCCAUCAAGAGAUGUCGGAAAUACGAAGAGCAAUCAUCAACUGCAUAGACAUGCAAGUGAAACUACAGAAUUCGAUCAAGGACGAGGUUGUAACCGCGUUUAAUCAGUUAGGUAAAAAAGAUAACGUAAAGUCCCCCAGCGGUGAUGAAUGCAAAAGCAAACGGAACUGCAUUAUGUGCCACGAGAAGCUAGUCAACGCUUUACUGUAUAGAUGUGGACAUAUGAUCACGUGCUACAAGUGUGCCCAGGAGUUGCAGUGGGGUGAGGGGAAGUGCCCGAUAUGCCAAGCUCCAAUCGUGGACGUUGUGCGUGCAUGCGUGGAUGCAUGAAGCUAAGGACGAAUUAUAUAUAUGAAUAUAUGAUGAUGAGCUUAAAUUCUCUAGAUUUAAUUAAUUGUUGCUGUAUAUAUUAUUUUUAACUUUAAUUCCAGUCCCGCAAAUAGGUUGUUGGAAAAGACCAGACUGACACAUAAAAAUACACUUAAUCUUCAUUGAUAUACACUAAUCAAAUCAUU